This is a messenger RNA of Thlaspi arvense, 729 nucleotides long. Lineage: Eukaryota; Viridiplantae; Streptophyta; Magnoliopsida; Brassicales; Brassicaceae. The record is from the annotation of a GenBank genome assembly.
AUGGAGAAUUUGGAAGAUCUGAAGAUUCUGGCGGAGCAGUGGUCUCAUCAAGGAAUUGAAUAUCUUCAGAAGAUACCACCGACUCAGCUCUAUGCCGCUCUUGGCCUUCUGUUGUUGACAACCAUGUUGCUCUUAUCCAUUCGCUUGUUCAGACGUACCAAAUCCAACACUGUACUGCUUUCUGGGCUGAGCGGAGGUGGAAAGACCGUGCUCUUUUAUCAACUUCGAGAUGGAUCAUCGCAUCAGGGCACUGUAACAUCAAUGGAACCGAAUGAAGGCACUUUCGUUCUUCACUCUGAAAAGGCUAAGAAAGGAAACAUCAAGCCUGUUCAUCUUGUUGAUGUUCCUGGGCACUCUCGGCUUCGACCCAAGCUUGAAGAAUUCUUGCCCCAAGCAGCUGCCAUUGUGUACCUAUACGACAUUCUGACCAAUGCCAACGUUGUCAAGAAGAAGAUACCAGUCCUCCUUUGCUGUAACAAGACAGAUAAACUCACUGCACACACCAAGGAGUUCAUCAGGAAGCAGAUGGAGAAGGAAAUUGAGAAACUGAGGGCUUCAAGGAGUGCAGUAUCUACAGCUGAUAUAGCCAAUGACUUCACCAUUGGAAUCGAAGGAGAAGCCUUCUCCUUCUCGCAUUGCUAUAACAAAGUCACUGUCGCUGAGGCAUCUGGACUCAAUGGAGAAACCGUUCAGAUCCAAGACUUCAUUCGAGAAUACAUCAAGCCCUGA